Molecule: messenger RNA, 5172 nt
Organism: Seriola aureovittata
Lineage: Eukaryota; Metazoa; Chordata; Actinopteri; Carangiformes; Carangidae
Product: mothers against decapentaplegic homolog 4
Exons: 10
Coding region: 486-2018 (510 amino acids)
Biological process (GO): anatomical structure morphogenesis; SMAD protein signal transduction; transforming growth factor beta receptor signaling pathway
Cellular component (GO): heteromeric SMAD protein complex
Molecular function (GO): RNA polymerase II cis-regulatory region sequence-specific DNA binding; I-SMAD binding; DNA-binding transcription factor activity, RNA polymerase II-specific
Source: RefSeq, a predicted model, not a curated record
UAUCAAAACAGUUGCCAUUUAAUUUUUCUGUUUAUUGGUAAUUGAAUUGUCGUUGCCUUAAUUAACUGUAUAGGUGGUUUGCCUAAACAAACUCUACUUACAUUUUGAAGGGAAUACGUGCUUACUUCCGGUUAGUUUUGCCUGUUUUGCAGUAACUUGAUGCGCUUUUCUGAACUGACGGCAGCCAGAGUGGCGCCGCUAGCAAAGCGAGGGAGAGCCGACAACUUCAACUUUAUUUUUUACUGUAGUAUAACCACUUCCGUGUUUUUCUAAACUCUUCAGAAAAUUUAAAAAUUGCUGCUCCUUCAUGUCAUGAGGUCGUUGGUCGCUCUGAUGCUGAGAGGUUUGUGAUCUCACUGAAGUACAGCUGAAUUGAUUUUUUAACGGCCCUGUGAAGAUCAUCUCUGCUUCAGAUUCCUGAUGAUGUGAAACUGUCAACAACAUACAUAUUCUCUCAGAAAGUGCAGCCAGAGAAAGAAAUCAAGAUGUCUAUCACCAACACACCUACCAGCAACGAUGCUUGCCUCAGCAUUGUGCACAGCCUGAUGUGUCACAGGCAGGGUGGUGAGAGCGAGACGUUCGCCAAGCGGGCGAUCGAGAGCCUGGUGAAAAAGCUGAAGGAGAAAAAAGACGAGCUGGACUCCCUCAUCACAGCUAUCACCACCAAUGGGGCCCAUCCCAGCAAGUGUGUGACCAUUCAGAGGACACUUGAUGGACGGCUGCAGGUGGCAGGACGUAAAGGGUUCCCUCAUGUAAUCUACGCCCGGCUGUGGCGGUGGCCUGACCUGCAUAAGAAUGAACUGAAGCACGUUAAAUACUGCCAAUUUGCCUUCGACCUCAAGUGUGACAGUGUGUGCGUCAACCCCUAUCACUAUGAGAGAGUGGUGUCUCCGGGCAUAGACUUAUCGGGACUGACCCUGACCAGUUCUGGACCCAGCUCAGCACUGAUGGUUAAGGAUGAGUACGAUUUUGACGGACAGCAGAGUCUGCCUUCCAUCGAGGGAGGGCACUCCAUCCAGACCAUCCAGCACCCCCCAUCAGGCAGUCGCCCGGCCCCCUCUGAAUCAUUUGCCACCCCAAACCUGCUCCCACCUGCUGAGGCCUCCACCUCCGCCUCAACGUCGUCCUUCCCUGCCAUUGCUACUGGAUCAGGCAGUGCCAGCUCCACCUGGUCCAGAAACAGCAGUUUCACCCCAAACAUACCCCACCACACCAACGGUCAUCUACAGCACCACCCUCCUAUGCCACAUCCGACACACUACUGGCCAGUGCAUAAUGAGCUCGCCUUUCAGCCUCCCAUAUCCAAUCAUCCUGCUCCUGACUACUGGUGUUCCAUCGCCUAUUUUGAGAUGGACGUUCAAGUCGGGGAGACAUUUAAAGUGCCCUCUUCUUGCCCCAUCGUGACCGUGGACGGCUACGUCGACCCCUCAGGAGGAGACAGGUUCUGUCUGGGCCAGCUCAGUAACGUACAUCGCACUGAGGCUAUCGAGAGAGCAAGGCUUCACAUUGGUAAAGGGGUCCAGCUGGAGUGUAAAGGUGAGGGAGAUGUGUGGGUGCGAUGUCUCAGUGACCACGCAGUGUUUGUCCAGAGUUACUACCUGGACAGAGAGGCGGGCCGAGCCCCCGGAGACGCUGUUCACAAAAUCUACCCCAGUGCUUACAUCAAGGUGUUUGAUCUUCGUCAGUGCCACAGACAGAUGCAACAGCAGGCUGCUACAGCUCAAGCAGCAGCCGCAGCCCAAGCAGCAGCUGUAGCUGGAAAUAUACCUGGACCUGGAUCAGUAGGAGGGAUCGCUCCAGCUAUUAGUCUGUCAGCAGCCGCCGGUAUCGGGGUAGAUGACCUCCGGAGGCUGUGUAUCCUCAGGAUGAGUUUUGUGAAGGGCUGGGGGCCCGACUACCCCCGUCAGAGCAUCAAGGAGACCCCAUGCUGGAUCGAGAUCCACCUGCACAGAGCUCUACAGUUACUGGAUGAGGUCCUGCACACUAUGCCUAUAGCAGACCCACAACCUCUGGACUGAGAUUAUUACAACUGCAACAUACAGUGGCAAUGGAUAGUCUUCCUCAGUGAACUGUUUUGGGUGGAGAAUGAAUGUGACACUGAAGCUGUCGCACAUGAAAAAAUACUUUCAGGUGUGUUUGAGGCACCUUUGUGCACUGUGGCCCCUGCUUUUGCUUUUUUUAAGCAAGAGUAACACUAAACCCAGUAACGCCAAAGCCAUAUAUUAAAGAUAUAUUGGUCUAUAUUUUUGAUCGAUGGCUUUGAUUUGUGAUGGACAGUGAACUGUAGGACUAGAAAAAGAUGUCACAAGUAACUUCAAUUAUAUAGCACCACAACAUGCACAUAGAUGACCUGCAGAGCCCAUGAAACUGGAAUGUACACUGAUAUUACUCAGCAUCCCAGAGUCCACAGCCACCGACUACUGACAGGCAUCACAUUCACUGAACAAAUAGAUGAACAUCUGAGUGUUGUUGCAGCUGCAGGAUGAGUUGCUGUACACAGAGUCUCUCAUAUCAAGUGUCUGGGCUCCAGAGUACUGCUGGUUUUCUGUUGUCAGUCUUCUUUGCUCGACACUUCUGAUGAUGAGCAAGUUCAGUUGACUGUCAGGCUGAAUAGAAAAGCAGCAGCACUCUGAACUGCAAGGACGACUGCUCGACGUCAUGCUGAUCACUCCCUCUCAGCAGCUAAACAGUGUUGGGGACCACCCAACUGGAUUAGGUCGUACCAGACAUUGACAGAAAAUGAAAUGACACACACCAUGCCUAAAGCCGACUCAGCCUCUGAACUGAAAGAGGUAAAGUCUAGGGACUUUUCUAGGUCAGGUAUUGUCAAACUACGGGUUUGAACUUUAAAAGAUAGUUGCAGGUCUGUGCCUGGUGGGUGUCCAUUAACCAAUCUUUUUUUUUUACCCCCUCCUUAGACAGGAUGUGGAGCAAAGCACUCGUUCUUCUCUACAAAUCAUAGCUACACUAAAGCAGAUUUUUUUUGGGGGGUGUUAUAACAUCAUGACAUACAAAGUUGGUGAUACAAUAUAACUGUCUUUCCUGACUUACUGUGUUUUUAUUAUUACUCACUCAAAAAAAAACAAGUGAUGACAAGAUCCUCAUUUAAGCGAUCAUUCGUCACUUUUCCACCGUCUGUUUCAGGUAUGGUUACUGUUUUGGAAAAGGCCCUCUUUUAUGCUGCCACUAAGGAUGAAUCUCAAACGCCCUCUGUGAGCUCCCUCUUGCCUUUCUUACUUUCCCGCUGAGAGGAGAAACAGCAGAGAAGGGGCAGACAGUUGGUCUGAGGUUCACUCACAGGGUUUAUCAGUGUUUUGGCAAACCAAAAACAUACUUUUUAGUCUAGUGUGAUCAUGAGAGCGAGAAGUCCAGUCAGCUGCUGGACUUUGCCCCAUUUACGUUAAUAUGGAGGUUUCUUUAAUUGAAUGUUAAUGGUUAUUAUUUUUCUUUGUAUUCAUUUCAGUUUUAUUGGGUUUUAUCUUCAAGCACACCCGACAGUCUCCACACACUAGUUGAGAAUCGUUAUACUUGACUUGCAGCCCACUUUUGUAUUAUUUGAUCCAGGUCUCUUGUGUAUAGUUUACUGACAAAGAUGAGAGAAUUUAAGACAGUUUCCCAUCAAUAUCAAUAUAUUUUCUUGGUUUUAUUUUUGUUACCUUUAUUAAUUGUAUUAUAUUUUUAGCACUUUACUUUUUCUCUUGAUUUUAAUUAAAUAACCCUUAUUUUUUUGAGGUGGUUGUCCUGGUUGAUAUGAAUAAUAAGGGAGUGAAUAGGUUGGUGUAUAUUUUAUGUAGGAUUGUGAGCAGAGGCAACAUUGUGAUGCAUUUGUUUUGAAAACGUCUGUAACACUAAGACACCUUUUUAAAAAUCUGUUUUUUGCCCUUUCACUCUAUAGACAUUUACACACAUCUGUAGGGAUUCUUUUGGCUGUUCUGAGUUACCUUUUUCUUUUUUCAUUUGCAGUUUAUUCUCUUUUUAAUCCAUGUAAAUAACUUUGUUUUUGAAAUGCAUGUCAAUGUUUGCAUGAAUUUUAUUGGCAAAUAGACUUUUUUUAUUCCUGCCCCCCUAUUUGAAAUUGAGUACUUCACUUCCCCUGCAUUACACAGGGAAACUGGACUAUGAAGAGAGCAGAAAGUAGCACCUGCUGUAUACUGGUGAGUUAGCUGUUAGCUGUUAGCUGUAUACAGUGUUUUAUGAGAACAGCAUUAAACACACGCAGGGAAGCUACAAAGUCAUAAUUGAUGUAAAUGCUCCAAUUUAAUUAUAUAAUCUCAAUUUUUAAGCAGCCAAGCUCCUAAAAAAUAAAAAAAAAUUGUCUCCCAAGACAAAUACAGAAACUCCUUCAGUUAAUAGUGAUCAGCCUCUUCAAAAGUAAAAUGAGUACAAGCAUGAUAUUUUCUCUUUUGCUGGUAUUGGAAACAGGUGAAGGUAAUGUGAUUUGAUUUCAGCAUGAGUGCCCUCUUCUCCUCCUCCUCCCUACGCUGCAUGUGAUACCCUCUGUUACACUGUUUGCAAAGGCUUUUCUUAUAGAUUAGACUCAUUGCUUUAGGAAUAUGAAUUUCAUUUAUUCUCGUGUUGAGACUCACAAACAUCUGUUCACGCCUUUUUUAAUCAGUUUGUGCUUUUGUCCCUAUACAGGUUUUUUUGGGGUUUUUUUUUUUCACAAAGCUGUUCUGGUAAAAUAGAUGAAACGUCAAAAUUAUAAUUGGAUUUUGUUCAAGGGGUCUUUUAGUCAAAGGAAAUGAUCCACUUUGGUGUCCAGUUGACUAAGCAAAACUAGGCAGAGGGUUGCUUUGUCUCCUCUCUGUCCCAUCUUUGAUUAUUUCAAUAUAAUUUGAAAGCACUGUCAAAAAGGUUUUGUCCUACAUCAGGGAUUAAGAAUCAAACAUUGGGAUUAUUCACAUACUUAUGCAUUGGAUUGAUUGAAAGGCAGGAAACAGGAUAUUUUCUAAUUAUGUUACUGAAAGAACUGAUGCUGAAUUCUGUCUGGAGAAAUAAUCUGUUAUGCUCUAAGGUGGACAGAUGUUUUUAUAUUACGUGCAGUUAUUAUAGGAGCCUAAAGACACAGCUCGAAUGAGUUGAUGUUGACUACUAUGACAGAUUGCAGAUAUAAAAUUUUACCUGUAUUUCUUAUGUGAGAGUCUAUAAUUAAACAUGGCCUGAUAUUCUCUA